Molecule: messenger RNA, 747 nt
Organism: Alternaria postmessia
Lineage: Eukaryota; Fungi; Ascomycota; Dothideomycetes; Pleosporales; Pleosporaceae
Exons: 2
Coding region: 1-747 (248 amino acids)
Source: RefSeq, a predicted model, not a curated record
AUGCCGAUAUGGGAUCCCCUUGUUCCCGUUGAGCGCGGUAUACAGCGCGGGCUUGCACGUCUUCCAGUACCCGUCAGCCACUGGCUUGGCUACCGACACAAGACAGAACCGCCCUCUCGCACAUGGGUUGUUUGUGUCUGGGGGUUCAUAGGCGCCUUUUGUGGGCUUAGUGUCAUUCUCGCCAUCUUUGGUCAUACGGAUUAUAUGAGGAGUCGCGCUGUACCACCGAUUAUUGCUUCCUUCGGCGCUUCGGCAAUCCUCUGCUAUGGCGCUAUCGAUGUGCCUUUCUCGCAACCACGCUCUCUGGUUUUUGGCCACUUCUUCAGUGGCUUGGUUGGUGUCAUCGUAGCAACCAUCUUCCAGUUCGAUCUGGAGAAAGAUCCCUAUCCACGACUGCAAUGGCUCGCAGCUGCUUUGGCGACAGCAAUUGCUCUCGUUGUUAUGCAUCUGACCAAGACGACCCACCCACCUGCUGGAGCAACAGCACUUAUGCCGUGUGUGGACCAGCACAUCUGGGCGCUGCGGUGGUACUUCCUGCCCGUCUUGCUACUGUCCUCGACGGUCGUGCUCGUUACGGCAGUCAUGGGCAACAACAUUCAGCGGCAAUAUCCCAAGUUUUGGGUCGCGCAGAUUCCGCCACCGCCACCAGCGCCGAAAGCUGAGGAGAAGAAGAUGGAAGAGAAGGAGGAGUCGUCUGAUGGAAGCGUGCGAGAUACACUAGGGGCUUUGGAGAGAGGACCUCUCUAG